Molecule: messenger RNA, 2431 nt
Organism: Ailuropoda melanoleuca (giant panda)
Lineage: Eukaryota; Metazoa; Chordata; Mammalia; Carnivora; Ursidae
Product: protein adenylyltransferase SelO
Exons: 19
Coding region: 28-2229 (733 amino acids)
Source: RefSeq, a predicted model, not a curated record
CGUCGCCAGGGCCACCGGCACGAGGCCAUGGUCCGAGUCCGAAAGCCGCGGCGGAGCGCUGGCUCCGCCUGUGGCCCGGCGGUCCGCCUCCCGGGACCCGGAGCCGGAAACUUGGCACAGGAAGAACUUCGGCCCCUCCCGGGCCGCGGCUUCUCGCUCCUCCCCGGGCUGGCGCCACCCGCGCGCUGCUGGGACUGCGGCGCGCAACUUCGGGCACUCCCUAAGCGCCUGCCCGAGCUCGCGGGAGCGGCCUGUCGCCCCCCUGCCUGCUCCGGUACCUUCUGUCUGGGCGAGCCGUCGCUCCCGAGCCCCUGCCCGCCGCCCCGGGGAGCCAGGAGCUCCAGCGGUCACAGUAAAAAUGGACCUUUGGGAGACCGGCUGUUAGCAGGAGCUGCCACGGGGCGCCAGACCUCCAAUCGCCAGCUCUUCUGUUCUGAGUAUUUAGGCAGAGCUAUGACUCCAAGAAUCGGGUUCCCGUUCUGCUGCCUAAUGUGGGGACUUCUGUGUCCGCCGUUGUUUCUUAUGGGCGUGACCUGCCACGCCGUUGUCCGCUGCUCGUUGCCACCUGGCCUUCAAGGAAGUGCCCGCCUUUUGCAUCUUUCCACUAACGUGUCGAGCCACGAGCUGGGCUAUUGUGAGGCAGAAGCUAAAUUAGCCUCGUCUCUCGACUUUUGGACUCUGUCCUCUGAAAACCUUAUAGCUGUGUUGCCAGUUGAUCCUGUUCAAGAAAAUUAUGUUCGUAAAGUGAAAAACUGUAUUUUUUCAAUUGCCUUCCCUACUCCCUUCAAAUCAAGAGUACGUCUUGUAGCAGUUUCAAAGGAAGUUCUAGAAGAUAUUUUGGACCUUGACUUAUCUGUCUCAGAAACAGAUGAUUUUAUCCAGCUUGCGAGUGGUGAAAAGAUAGUAUCUGGAUCCAUUCCACUGGCUCACAGAUAUGGUGGGUACCAGUUUGGGAUAUGGGCAGGUCAGCUUGGGGAUGGAAGAGCCCACCUUAUUGGAAUUUACACAAACAGGCAGGGUGAAAAGUGGGAGCUCCAAUUAAAAGGCUCAGGAAAGACCCCAUACUCCCGAAAUGGUGAUGGCAGAGCUGUUCUUCGUUCCUCAGUGAGAGAAUUUUUAUGCAGUGAGGCUAUGCACUCUCUUGGAAUUCCAACCAGCAGAGCUGCAAGUCUGGUCGUGAGUGAUGAUGAAGUAUGGAGAGAUCAGUUCUACAAUGGAAACAUUGUGAAAGAACGAGGUGCAAUAGUGCUGCGUGUUGCAAAAUCAUGGUUCAGAAUUGGAUCAUUAGAAAUUUUGGCUCAUUAUGGUGAACUGGAUUUACUAAGGACAUUAUUGGACUUCAUCAUAUGGGACCAUUUCCCCUCAGUGAAGGUCACAGAACCAAACAGAUAUGUGGAUUUUUUCUCUAUUGUGGUAUCAAAGACGGCACAACUCAUUGCCUUGUGGAUGUCUGUUGGUUUUGCUCACGGUGUUUGUAAUACCGAUAACUUCAGUUUGUUACCUAUUACAAUUGACUAUGGCCCAUUUGGUUUUAUGGAAGCCUAUAAUCCAGAUUUUGUCCCAAACACAUCUGAUGAUGAAAGAAGAUAUAAAAUAGGAAAUCAGGCCAAUAUUGGGAUGUUUAAUUUAAACAAGUUGUUGCAAGCUUUAAACCCCUUACUGGAUCCUAGGCAAAAGCAGUUAGCGGCUCAGAUUCUUGAGGGAUAUCCUGUUCUUUAUUAUACAAGAUUUAGAGACUUGUUCAAAGCCAAACUGGGGUUACUUGGAGAAAGGAAGGGUGAUGAUGAUUUAAUUGCAUUUCUCUUACAUCUCAUGGAAAAGACAGAAGCUGAUUUUACAAUGACAUUUCGUCAGCUCAGCGAGAUGACUCAAAGCCAAUUAGAGGAGCUCGACAUUCCCCAGCAAUUCUGGGCACUGAAGAUGAUUUCGAAGCACAAGCUUUUUCCUGCCUGGGUGUCCCAGUACCUUUUGAGACUGAACAGUAACACGAAUGAUUCAGAUUCUGAAAGAAGAAAAAGAAUGACAACUGUUAAUCCUAGGUAUGUCCUGAAGAACUGGAUGGCAGAGUCUGCAGUGCGAAAAGCAGAAAGGAAUGAUUUUUCAGAGGUCCGUCUUCUCCAGCACAUUCUUCAGCAUCCUUUCCAGAAGCAUUCUGCAGCUGAGAAAGCGGGCUACUCCUCACCUACUCCUUCCUGGGCUAAAGACCUCAGAGUUAGCUGCUCAUCUUAAUUUAGGGUAAAUAAAUUAAGGACUACUGUCAUUGAAUUCGACAUAGAAUGAUCUAUUCGAUAAAUUCUUAAUGACUACAUUUUGAUGACAACCCCACAUUUCAUAAAAAGGAUUAUGUAUGCAAAUAUUUUUUAAUCAAAUAAACUGGACCUAUUCUUUGGAACAACUUUAUGAUCAUUUUUGUUCUAAUGAAUAACUUUAG